CCUUCGUGCUUUCUCCCCCUUUCCAGAUGUGCCGGGACGGGAGGCAGGGCAGGGACUGGGCAUUUGUGACACCUCCAUUUCCCUGCAGCCUCCUUCUCCCCACCCACCCCAUAUGUUUAUCUCAUCUUCCAGGGGUUCCUUUUCAUCAGCCUGUCGCUUCCCGCCUGGGAAAGGGCACUCUACCUGGAAGCAGAAGACGGGUUUCAGAGCUUGGCCCUGCCACUCCUCUGUGAAAGUCCCCGAAUCUCAGUUUCCACUAAGUAUUUUUUGCCUUGCUUGGCCUAGUUUUAAAGUUCAGUAUGACACAGUGAAAUAGAAAGGAAAUGGACAUUAUUGAGUUCCUGCAAGGCCGAGUACUAUGCAAAACUGCUUUAUCUGUCACAUUUAGUCCUUAUUAUUUGCCGUUCUUUCACAGAUCCCUAAACUCACAAAGGUUAACUGAUUUUUCUCGCAUAGCCAGUGAGUGGCGGAGGAGGAUACAGACAGAACCGUUUUUGCUCCCCAGUAAAGUUCUUUUCAUCAGACACUUCCUUUGGGCUGUUGGAUGGAACAGUUCCUCAGCCAAACCUUAUCCCCACAAGAGCUGCUUCCUGAAUUUCUCCCCUUGAGAAUUCUCCUUUUGGGUUCCUCUUUCCAACACAGCGUGCUCUGCUUUGCUUCUGCCUUGAUUACUUCAGAAAUCAAAUACAGCAAACAUUUAUUAAGUGAUGCAGAGGGGUGAACACUUAGAGUUGAGAGCCCUAAACUCUUGUCCUGGCUCUGCCACUAACUGGCCGUGUGGCCUUGGGCAAGCACCUUGUCUUUUCAGUGCUUUAGUUUCCCUUUGAAUAAAAUGGGUAAGUGCCUUCUGACUGGCAGGCUCUUGUCCAGUUCUCCCCUCCUAUCCUCCAGCAGGCUCUCCGUGGAGGCCCGGACCCUUCUCCUCCCCAUGGGCAGCUGCCAGGCAGGGCACAACCUGCAUCUCUGUCUGGCCCACCACCCACCUCUGGUCUGUGCCACUUUGAUCCUGCUGCUUCUUGGCCUGUCAGGCCUGGGCCUUGGUGGCUUCCUCCUCACCCACAGCACUGGCUUGCGCAGCCCUGACAUCCCUCAGGACUGGGUCUCUUUCUUGAGAUCUUUUGGCCAGCUGACCCUGUGUCCCGUGAAUGGGACAGUCACGGGGAAGUGGCAUGGGCCUCAGGUCGUGGGCUUACUGACCACCUUGAACUUCGGAGAUGGUCCAGACAGGAACAAGACACAGACAUUCCAAACUAUGGUCCAGGGUAGUCACAUGGGAUUGAAAGGAUCUUCUGCGGAAGAGCGGGUCCUCAUUACUGCCAGAGUGACCACAGAAAGGACCCCAGGAACGUGCCUGUAUUUUAGUGCUGCUUCAGAAAUCCUGCCCUCCAGCCAGCCACCCCUCUCCUGCUCAGAGGAGGGAACAGGAAAUGCCACCUUGAGUCUUAGGACGACUGAGGAGUGUGUCAGCAUCUGGAGCCACGAAGGCCUUGUGCUCACCAAGCUGCUCACCUCGGAGGAGCUGGCUCUGUGUGGCUCCAGACUGCUUGUUUUGGGCUCCUUCCUGCUUCUCUUCUGUGGCCUUCUCUGCUGUCUCACUGCUGUGUGCUUCCACCCGCGCCGGGAGUCCCACUGGUCUAGAACCCGGCUCUGAGGGCGCUGGCCUAGUUCCCAUCUUGUUCUCAGGUGUGAAUCAACUUCUCCAGACUUUGUUCUAAGUUGGAAGAGAUGUUACCAAAAAAUGGAGAGCUGGAAUGUGGGGGAAAAUAAAAGGCUUUUUUUGCCCAGU
This is a messenger RNA of Enhydra lutris kenyoni (northern sea otter), 1786 nucleotides long. Its product is annotated as transmembrane protein 219. NCBI's taxonomy places the organism in Eukaryota, Metazoa, Chordata, Mammalia, Carnivora, Mustelidae. The transcript is spliced from 5 exons. The coding region runs from base 833 to 1651 and encodes 272 amino acids. The record is from RefSeq and is a predicted model, not a curated record.